AUGACCACCGGCAUCAGCCCCGUCUCCUGUCGGUUCGCAGAUUAUUUCGUGGUGUGCGGACUGGACACCGAAAGCGGGCUGGAACCAGACGAACUCUCCGCUUUAUGCCAGUAUAUAGAGGCUACUAAAUUCAGUGAUGGGGCCAGAGGAAAAUUGGCAGGGGCAAGUGAAGGUGAGAAUUUUGAGCAGAGUCCCCUACGGAGAACCUUUAAAUCCAAAGUUCUUGCACAUUACCCGGACAAUGUUGAAUGGAAUCCUUUCGACCAGGAUGCAGUUGGCAUGCUCUGUAUGCCGAAAGGUUUGGCCUUCAGGACGCAGGUGGACUCCCGGGAGCCGCACUUCCACUCAUUCAUCAUCACCAGAGAGGACGGCUCUCGGACAUAUGGAUUUGCUCUCACCUUCUUCGAGGAGGUGACCAGUAAACAGAUCUGCAGCGCCAUGCAGACUCUUUAUCACAUGCACAAUGCGGAGCAGUACGACAUUUUGCAUACGCCCACCUCUCCUCGCGGACCCGAGGAGACGAGGCUCCACCACCACCCACAUGGUCAACCUCGGCCCAUCCUCCAUGCCGCCCCUGCCAUCUCCCGUCUGCAACGUUUCAACUCAUAUGACAUCAGCCGAGAUACGCUGUAUGUGUCAAAGUGCAUCUGCUUGAUCACACCCAUGGCCUUUGCCCAAGCCUGCCGGAAGGUGCUGGAGCAGCUUUACCAGGCAGUCACCUCGCCGCAUCCCCCGCCCCUCCCGCUGGAAAGCUAUGUCUUCAACAUCCUCUAUGAGGUGCCCCUGCCGCCUUCUGGGCGAUCCCUAAAGUUCUCAGGCGUCUACGGUCCCGUGGUUUGCCAGAGGCCGAGCACAUCGGAACUUCCGCUCUUUGACUUUGCCAUUGGUGAAAUGUUUAACCUACUGGGGGUUGAGAACGUACUUCAGUUGUUCACAUGCGCCCUGCUCGAGAUGCAGAUACUGCUCUACUCACAGCAUUACCAGAGGCUAAUGACGGUAGCAGAGAGCAUCACCGCCUUAAUGUUCCCUUACCAGUGGCAGCAUGUGUAUGUUCCCAUUCUGCCUGCCUCCCUUCUCCACUUCCUCGAUGCCCCAGUACCGUAUCUCAUGGGCCUGCAUUCCAAUGGGCAGGAUGACCGCACCAAGCUAGAGUUGCCACAGGAGGCCAACUUAUGUUUUGUGGACAUUGACAACCACUUCAUAGAGCUCCCGGAAGAGUUGCCACAGUUUCCUAACAAACUGGAGUUCAUACAAGAGAUCUCAGAGGUCCUUGUGUCCUUUGGAGUGUCGCCGGAAGGAAACAUCCACUUGAGCGACUUCCAGGCCAAGCACAGAGCCUUGCGAUCGGUCGAUGCCGUUUCCGACAAACGCAACGGUAACCUCUCCUCGCCUCUCAACUCCUACCUGCUGAGAGAGAAUGUAACCAUUGCCAGACUGCAGGCUCUGGUCAAGAGGACAGGGGUCAGUUUGGAGAAGCUGGAGGUUCGAGAGGACGCCGGCGGUAAUAAGGACUCGCGAUUUCAUUGCGAUGAAGAGGAGCUGAAGAUGCACCAGCUCAACAUUCACGUGCGUGAAGUCUUUGCCAACCGCUUCACUCAGAUGUUCGCCGACUACGAGGUGUUUGUGAUUCAGCCAAGCCAAGACAAGGAGUCCUGGUUCACCAAUCGAGACCAGAUGCAGAACUUUGACAAGGCUUCGUUCCUGUCCGACCAGCCAGAGCCCUACCUACCUUUUCUUUCUCGUUUCCUGGAAACACAAAUGUUUGCCUCCUUCAUCGACAGCAAGAUCCUUUGCCAUGACGAUGAAGAGAAGGAGCACACAUUAAGGGUGUUUGACACCCGUGUCGAUAAGGUCCGCAUGCUGAAUGUCCGCACACCCACCCUGCGUACCUCCAUGUACCAGAAGUGUACAAACAUUGAAGAAGCGGAGAAAGCCAUAGAAAUGAGAGUGAUGAAGAUUGACCACACAGCCCUACAUCCCCACCUCCUGGACAUGAAGAUCGGUCAGGGACGUUACGAGCAAGGUUUUUUCCCAAGACUCCAGUCUGACGUGCUCUCUUCGGGGCCCACAAGCAACAAAUGGGCCAAGAGAAGCGCUCCUGCUCAAUGGAGGAGGCGGGACCGCCAGAAGCAGCACGCAGAGCACCUUUAUUUAGAUAAUGACCAGAGAGAGCAUGUCGAGUGUUUGUUUCCGGAGCUCCAGCUCCUGCUGUUUCUUGACUACUACUGGCACUUGCAGUCCUUCAGGCCCUGUCUAAAGUCGGUGACUGUGGAUGUGAAAUACAUCCAAGAAGCACGGAACUUAGGCACAACCAUCAGACAGCCCAAACUGUCCAACCUGUCACCUUCAGUCAUCGCUCAGACCAACUGGAAGUUUGUGGAGGGGUUGCUAAAAGAGUGCCGAAUCAAGACCAAACGUAUGCUUGUUGAGAAGAUGGGUCGAGAAGCCGUCGAGUUGGGUCAUGUGGAGGUCAGCAUCACUGGAGUGGAAGAAAACACUCUGAUUGCAAGUCUGUGUGACUUGUUGGAGAGGAUUUGGAGCCACGGGCUACAGGUUAAACAGGGUAAAUCUGCUCUUUGGUCCCACCUGCUGCAUUACCAGGAGAGUAAAGAAAAGAAAAGUGCAACCCCAGCUGGUUUGGGACCACCAGGUUUUAUUCAUGACACUGAAAGACGCAAAUCAGACGGUGGUGGGUCUGCGAUGCCUCCUCUUAAAGUGUCGCUCAUCCAGGACAUGAGACACAUUCAAAACAUAAGUGAGAUCAAGACCGACGUGGGCAAGGCCAGAGCUUGGGUUCGCCUCUCCAUGGAGAAGAAGUUGCUCUCCAGACACCUGAAACAGCUGCUGUCCGAUCACGAGCUUACAAAAAAACUAUACAAGCGGUAUGCCUUCCUACGCUGUGAUGAAGAAAAAGAGCAGUUCCUCUACCAUCUUCUUUCAUUCAACGCGGUGGACUACUUCUGUUUCACCAAUGUCUUCACCACUAUCAUGAUUCCCUAUCAUGUGUUGGUGGUUCCCAGUAAGAAGUUGGGCGGCUCUAUGUUUACGGCCAAUCCUUGGGUGUGUGUGUCAGGUGAACUGGCUGAGACGGGCGUUCUGCAGGUCCCCAGAAACACUCAAGAGAUUACUUUUGAGUGUCAAAACCUGGGUAAGCUGACUACAGUGCAAAUGGGUCAUGAUAACACGGGUCUCUACGCCAAGUGGUUAGUGGAAUGCGUUAUGGUGCGCAAUGAGAUCACGGGGCACACAUACAAAUUUCCGUGCGGCCGCUGGCUAGGAAAGGGUGUGGACGACGGCAGCCUGGAGAGGAUCCUUGUCGGCGAGCUGAUGACGCCCACCACGGAGAAUGAUGAACGGACGUGUCGCACGCCACCAAUGCAGCAGUCGCCGGGAAUGAUGAGGAGAUUUGUUACCAUCUCGCCAAAUAGCAAGCCAAAGUUAAACACAGGUCAGAUCCAGGAGGGAGUGGGAGAAGCCAUCAAUGGCAUCGUCAAGCAUUUCCACAAACCAGAAAAGGAGAGAGGCAGUUUGACUCUUCUUCUGUGCGGGGAGUUUGGUCUCGUCUGGGCUCUGGAGCAGGUUUUCCAGCAUGGUUUUAAAUCCCCUCGACUUUUUAAAAAUGUCUUCAUCUGGGAUUUCUUGGAAAAGGCACAAGUGUACUUUGAAAGUGCAGAGCAGCGGGAGGUGACUCCGGAUGAGAACUGGCAAAGCCGAGUGCGCCACUUCUGCCGCUUCAUGCGCGCAAUCAACAGCACGUCGAGAAACAUUGGCAAGGACGGAAAGUUCCAGAUGCUCAUCUGUCUUGGUGCAAGGGACCAUUUGCUGCACCACUGGAUCGCGCUUCUUGCAGACUGUCCAAUCACGGCGCAGAUGUAUGAGGACACAGCUCUGAUCAAAGACCGCUCACUGGUCAACUCUCUGAUUCGAGUCCUUCAGACUCUGCAGGAGUUCAAUAUCACCCUAGAGGCAUCGCUCAUUAAAGGUGUUGGCAUUUAA
This is a messenger RNA of Nerophis lumbriciformis (worm pipefish), 3996 nucleotides long. The record is from RefSeq and is a predicted model, not a curated record. NCBI's taxonomy places the organism in Eukaryota, Metazoa, Chordata, Actinopteri, Syngnathiformes, Syngnathidae.